AUGCCCUACAGGUGUUAAGAUUACAAUUAGGAGUUGUUGCAUUAGGCCUGGAGGCUGCAUUUCCCGACUUCCUGACUGGUGUUUUGCCAAUCCCCUCAGUCCCAGACCCAGAGGAGGACAGCCAUGGCUGUGCCAUUGGAGGAUGCCUGAAGGAGGCCUCUCUUGAGAGCUUUCCCCACCUGUGUACCCUGUCAUGGAGCUAGCGCUGCCUCCCCUCCCUGCCCUUGCAACCCCCAGCUUCCCCUUCUCCAGGAUAAUCCCCUUCAGUAGCUCCACCUCCCAGGUUCUCAGUGUCCCUGGCUGUUCAGCCCAGCCUGGCCAGCUGGCUGUGCUGGCAUGGCCCCUGGUGUGGUAGCAAGCUAUAAAUAGCCCCAGCACCCAUGGCCUUGGCAGGGUGCUCCUGGUGCGUGUGCAGAGGACACUGUAGAAGAGGCAACUGAACCUGCUGUCCUCACCAGGCCAGGUCCAGAGCUGGCUGGGAGGAGAACAGGGAGUGGGCUCCAUGAGUACGUGGGCCUGGCUGCCCCAAGCUUCUUGCAGACGUGCCAGGCCCUCAGCCCCAGCCCAUGGACCUGCGGGUGGGCCAGAGGCCCGCAGUGGAGCCCCCACCAGAGCCCACGCUGCUGGCUCUGCAGCACCCCCAGCGACUGCACCGCCACCUCUUCCUGGCAGGGCUGCAGCAGCAGCAGCAGCAACAGCAGCAGCAGCAGCAGCAGCAGCAGCGCUCAGCCGAGUCCAUGAGGGUCUCCAUGGACCCCCCGAUGCCCGAGCUGCACGGGGGACAGCAGGAGCAAGAGUUACGGCAGCUCCUCAAUAAGGACAAGAGUAAGCGAAGUGCCGUAGCCAGCAGUGUGGUCAAACAGAAGCUGGCUGAGGUGAUCCUGAAGAAACAGCAGGCAGCAGCCCUGGAGAGAACAGUUCAUCCCAGCAGCCCCAGCAUUCCCUACAGAACCCUCGAGUCCUUGGACACAGAAGGAGCUGCCCGCUCCAUGCUCAGCAGCUUUCUGCCCCCUGUUCCCAGCCUGCCCAGUGACCCCCCAGAACACUUCCCCCUGCGUAAGACAGUGUCUGAGCCCAACCUGAAGCUGCGAUACAAGCCCAAGAAGUCCCUGGAACGGCGCAAGAAUCCACUGCUCCGCAAAGAGAGUGCCCCGCCCAGUCUCCGGCGGCGACCUGCAGAGACCCUUGGAGACUCUUCCCCGAGUAGUAGCAGCACGCCUGCAUCAGGGUGCAGCUCCCCUAAUGACAGCGAGCAUGGCCCCAACCCUGUCCUGGGCUCCGAGGCGCUCUUGGGCCAGCGGCUGUGGCUGCAGGAGACUUCUCUGGCCCCCUUCGCCUUGCCAGCAGUGUCCUUGCUGCCCGCUAUCACGCUGGGGUUGCCCGCCCCUGCCAGGGCUGAUGGUGACCGCAGGACCCAUUCGACUUUGGGCCCUCGGGGUCCAGUCCUGGGAAGCCCCCAUACUCCCCUCUUCCUGCACCAUGGUCUGGAGCCAGAGGCUGGGGGCACCUUGUCCUCUCGCUUACAACCCAUUCUCCUACUGGAUCCCUCCGUCUCUCAUACCCCCCUGCUGACUGUGCCCAGGCUUGGGCCCCUGCCCUUCCACUUUGCCCAGUCCUUACUGACCACCGAGCGGCUCCCUGGGUCAGGCCUCCACUGGCCGCUGAGCCGGACCUGCUCAGAGCCCUUGCCCCCCAGCGCCACCACCCCCUCACUGCUGGGCUCCCUGCAGCCCCGCCCGGAGUGGCUCAAACCUCACGGCCAGCUAAACAAGCCAGGUAUCUCCCCUCCCCAGAGGCCAGCCAAGCCAAGUGAGAAGCCCCGACUGCAGCAGAUUCCCUCUGCUGAGGACCUAGAAGUAGAUGGCGGGGGAGUAGGGCAGGUGUUGGAUGACAGCCUGGAACACAGGGAGCCGAGCUAUGGACAGCCUGAGGGCAGAGGCCCUGUUUCUCUCCAGCAGCACCAGCAGGUGUUGCGGCUGGCCAGGCGGCUUCCCCGUGGAGGCACCGGGGACUCUGUGCUGCUUCCUCUGGCCCAAGGAGGACACCGGCUCUUGUCCAGGACUCAGUCUUCUCCAGCUGCACCUGCCUCACUGCCAACCGCAGAGCCUACUUGCCAAACCCGAGUCCUCGCCAGCUCAGAGACGCCCACCAGGACUCUGCCCUUUACCACAGGGUUGAUCUAUGACUCAGUAAUGCUGAAGCAUCAGUGCUCCUGUGGAGACAACAGCAAGCAUCCAGAGCAUGCUGGCCGUAUCCAGAGCAUCUGGUCCCGGUUGCAGGAGCGGGGUCUCCGGAGCCAGUGUGAGUGUCUCCGGGGCCGGAAGGCCUCCCUGGAGGAGCUACAGUUGGUUCACUCUGAGCGGCACGCACUUCUCUAUGGCACCAACCCACUCAGCCGCCUCAAACUGGACAAUGGGAAGCUGGCAGGGCUCCUGGAACAGCGGAUGUUUGUGAUGCUGCCCUGUGGCGGGGUUGGGGUGGAUACUGACACCAUCUGGAAUGAGCUACAUUCCUCCAACGCAGCACGCUGGGCAGCUGGUAGCGUCACCGACCUUGCCUUCAAAGUAGCUUCUCGUGAGCUAAAGAAUGGUUUUGCUGUGGUGCGGCCCCCUGGACACCAUGCAGAUCAUUCCACGGCCAUGGGCUUCUGCUUCUUCAACUCAGUGGCCAUUGCCUGCCGGCAGCUGCAACAACAACGCAAGGCCAGCAAGAUCCUCAUUGUAGACUGGGACGUUCACCAUGGCAACGGCACGCAGCAAACCUUCUACCAGGACCCCAGUGUGCUCUACAUUUCCCUGCAUCGCCAUGACGAUGGCAACUUCUUUCCAGGCAGUGGGGCUGUGGAUGAGGUGGGAGCUGGCAACGGUGAGGGUUUCAACAUCAAUGUGGCCUGGGCUGGGGGCUUAGAUCCCCCCAUGGGGGAUCCUGAGUACCUGGCUGCCUUCAGGAUAGUGGUGAUGCCCAUCGCUCGAGAGUUCUGUCCCGACCUGGUCCUGGUGUCUGCUGGGUUUGAUGCGGCCGAGGGUCACCCUGCCCCGUUGGGUGGCUAUCAUGUUUCUGCCAAAUGCUUUGGGUACAUGACACAGCAGCUGAUGAACUUGGCAGGAGGUGCAGUGGUGCUGGCCUUGGAAGGUGGCCAUGACCUAACAGCCAUCUGUGAUGCCUCUGAGGCCUGUGUGGCUGCUCUUCUAGGUAACAAGGUGGAUCCUCUUUCAGAAGAAAGCUGGAAACAGAAACCCAACCUCAAUGCCAUCCGCUCUCUGGAAGCCGUGAUCCGGGUGCACAGUAAAUACUGGGGCUGCAUGCAGCGCUUGGCCUCCUGUCCAGACUCCUGGGUGCCCAGGGGGCCAGGGGCCGAUGCAGAAGUAGAGGCUGUGACUGCACUGGCAUCCCUCUCUGUGGGCAUUCUGGCUGAAGACAGGCCUUCAGAGCAGCUGGUGGAGGAGGAAGAACCUAUGAAUCUCUAGGCUUCAGAACGGAUCAGCCUGCCCUUUGGACACAGCUCUCACCUAACCUCUGCUACUAGCCCUGUUCCUGG
Castor canadensis (American beaver) is the source of this 3538-nucleotide messenger RNA. It is a transcript of the gene Hdac7, whose product is annotated as histone deacetylase 7. The record is from RefSeq and is a predicted model, not a curated record. Gene Ontology annotation, biological process: epigenetic regulation of gene expression; negative regulation of transcription by RNA polymerase II. Gene Ontology annotation, molecular function: histone deacetylase activity. Gene Ontology annotation, cellular component: histone deacetylase complex. Lineage: Eukaryota; Metazoa; Chordata; Mammalia; Rodentia; Castoridae.